AUUAGGCCCAAUGGGCUAAAUUAAGGAUCCAUUAGGGUUUAUCUUCUGUUAGAUCUUAGUUUCCUAACACCCUCUCUCACCGUUCUCGCUCACAAACCCCAGCAGUGUUUCUCAUCAGAAAUAAGCUGCGAUUCACGAAAUUUUGAAGGAUGAGUAAGCUUCAGAGUGAAGCAUUGAGAGAAGCUAUCACUCAGAUAGUAACUGAUGCCAAGGAGAAAAAGAGAAAUUUCACUGAGACAGUUGAGUUACAAAUUGGUCUGAAAAACUAUGACCCCCAAAAGGAUAAGCGAUUCAGUGGUUCCGUCAGGCUCCCCCAUAUUCCCCGCCCCAAAAUGAAGAUUUGCAUGCUUGGUGACGCCCAGCAUGUUGAAGAGGCUGAAAAAAUUGGUUUGGAGUCCAUGGAUGUGGAGGCUCUGAAAAAAUUGAACAAAAACAAGAAGUUGGUGAAGAAGCUUGCCAAGAGGUAUCAUGCUUUCUUAGCCUCAGAGGCUGUGAUCAAGCAGAUUCCUCGUCUUCUGGGACCUGGUCUAAACAAAGCAGGCAAGUUCCCUACUCUUGUGACACACCAAGAGUCUCUUGAGUCCAAGGUGAAUGAGACUAAGGCUACUAUCAAGUUCCAAUUGAAAAAGGUGCUCUGCAUGGGUGUAGCUGUUGGGAACUUGGACAUGGAAGAAAAGCAACUCUUUCAGAACAUUCAAAUGAGCGUUAACUUUCUGGUCUCUCUUCUGAAGAAGAACUGGCAAAACGUGAGGUGUUUGUACUUGAAGAGUACCAUGGGCAAGCCACAACGCAUCUUUUGAGAGAGUCGUUAUCUGUUUGGAGUUAUAGGAAGAAUCUGCAGCUUGUAUGUGCUUUUUUCAACUUAUAUUCUACAUGGGAGUUUGCCUUCGAUGGAGGUGGUUUAAUUUUAUUUAUGUUGAGAUGCUUUGGCCUAUAAUGGAAUUGCAACAUUUUUCGUUUGGUAUU
Molecule: messenger RNA, 966 nt
Organism: Salvia hispanica
Lineage: Eukaryota; Viridiplantae; Streptophyta; Magnoliopsida; Lamiales; Lamiaceae
Product: large ribosomal subunit protein uL1x
Biological process (GO): translation
Cellular component (GO): large ribosomal subunit
Molecular function (GO): structural constituent of ribosome; RNA binding
Source: RefSeq, a predicted model, not a curated record